Messenger RNA from Penaeus monodon (black tiger shrimp), 330 nucleotides. Its product is annotated as carbonic anhydrase 9-like. The transcript is spliced from 3 exons. The record is from RefSeq and is a predicted model, not a curated record. The coding region runs from base 1 to 330 and encodes 109 amino acids. NCBI's taxonomy places the organism in Eukaryota, Metazoa, Arthropoda, Malacostraca, Decapoda, Penaeidae.
AUGGGCGGAGGAUUCCCAGACUGUGCGGGAAGGAGCCAAUCUCCAGUAGAACAUCUUGGCGCCAAAGAUCUGAUCAACGUGAGCCUCGAGAACAAACCCGGGGACUCGCUCAAGGCCAACCUCCACCCCCCGGAGGAAACAGCAACGCCCUCGGCUCGCGGGCGGAGGCCUCUCGGGCAAACCUUCGAGCUGGACAGCUUCCACUUCCACUGGGGCGACGAAGACUCAAAGGGCUCCGAGCACCUGCUGGGAGCUGCGCGUUUCCCCCCGAGAUGCUUGGUUCACUUCAAGAGGAAGUACGGGUCGCUGAAGAACGCCCUGCAGUUUUAA